Molecule: messenger RNA, 802 nt
Organism: Gallus gallus (chicken)
Lineage: Eukaryota; Metazoa; Chordata; Aves; Galliformes; Phasianidae
Gene: CBP3A1
Product: claw keratin-like
Exons: 2
Coding region: 59-466 (135 amino acids)
Cellular component (GO): intermediate filament
Molecular function (GO): structural constituent of cytoskeleton
Source: RefSeq, a predicted model, not a curated record
AUCCAGCUUCCUCCACUUCACUCUCCUCAUCUCCUGGGACUCCUUGCUUGUGUGGAAGAUGUCCUGCUCCAGCCUGUGUGCCCCUGCAUGUGGCGUGGCCACCCCAACCCCACUGGCUGACAGCUGCAACGAGCCCUGUGUGCGCCAGUGCCCUGACUCCACUGUGGUGAUCCAACCCCCGGCCACCGUGGUCACCUUCCCCGGGCCCAUCCUCAGCUCAUUCCCACAGAAUGCUGUGGUUGGCUCAGCAGGAGUCCCCGCCGUCGGAUCGGGCUUGGGUGGCACCUUUGGACGCAGUGCCGGCUAUGGGGGCCUGGGAGGUUUUGGUGGCUAUGGAGGCCUGGGAGGCUAUGGAGGCUUUUAUGGCCUUGGUGGCUAUGGGGGCUAUGGAGGCCUUGGUAGCUGUGGAUACGGUGGCUGGCGCCGAGGCCACAGGUACCUCAGCGGCAGCUGUGGGCCCUGCUAAGCACAGCACUGCCUCUGUCCAUGGUUGAAGGAGAGCUCUGGAGAAGUCCCAGCUCAUCCCUGCCUGAUGCUGUAUGGAACUGCUCCCCUUCAGCAAUGCUGGGCUCUGGAGAUUGGAUUUCUCAUGUUUGAGUGUGGUCUCGCUCUGUCUUCCUCUGCUCCACUUCAACUUCACUUCAGGAUUCUCUGCCACAUGGUGAUGCAGCCCAGCACUGGUGUCUGCUCCGGUCCCUCUGCCCUCUGCAAGAAGAUGGGGACGGACUCGGGCCAGUGGCUGCCUUUCUGCUCCCCAUCUCCUUCUCCCCUGGACCUGAAAUAAAAGCCCUCUUGCACCGCA